AUGACAUCCCCAGCAAAGCAGCCAGCCAAGAAGGGCGGAUGGGGCUCGUUGUUGUCCGGAGCUGUUGCGAACCUCGAAUCACGUCUCGACACCAUUUUAGCAGAGGACAGUGAGGCAUCAGCCAGACAACGAGCCAGUGAAGCAGCACUGAAGGAGACGCAAAGCAGGGCGCGUACCGGCUCUGGUAAUCUUGCCCCGCCGUCCGGCAGCUCAAAUACCGGCUCCAGAGAAGCUUCGAGGACAAGGGUGAACGAUCGUCUGGCUGAGAGGUUGGCCAAGGCUACAGCGGCGAAGAAGCUGACUGGUGAUGGAGCUGUUGACACACCAUCGCGAGUCUCCACACCUGUGCACGAUGAAGCAAGUCCGAGGACAAGUGUUGAUUCUACGAGAUCUCUCGAGACCAAGACGAAUGCUCCGGCAGUGCGGAAAGACACUGUGCAGGAGUCCUCAGCACCGUUGGAAGCAGACCCGGAACCAGUGCCAGACACAAACGGAGAGAACGUUUCCAAGCCAACCGAAAGCACACUCCUGACUUCGCGACUACCUAUGAACCCGUCCAAAGUCUCCACAGACAGCUCGAGACCUUCGCUAGACCUGAGUCAAGGCGUGUCCACUCGACCAUCCACAGAUUUUUCAAAUGGCCAUGCUCAGUCGGACGGAGGAAAUGCUGAGGUCGAGAAGGAGAUCGCGCAGCUCCGCGAAGAUCAUGCUACGGCGGAGAAGCAGAGGCAGGAGGAGAUGCAUGCAUAUAUGGAGAAGAUUGACGCCUUACAAGCUAAGCUUCAGUACCUGGCCAAGGAGACUGUGGCCGCCGCAAAAGCUGCGAACGCCGAAAGUCCAGCAGGUAGUCCAGCAGCACAGCUAGCCGAGAAGGAUGAGCGGAUCGCGUUGUUGAUGGAGGAGGGCGAGAAGCUAAGCAAGACUGAGCUACGACAACUACAGACUAUCAAGAAGUUACGAGCCAAAGCAGGCGAAAAUGACAAAGCUUCUGCGGAUGUGCGAUUGAGGUUCGAGAAGUAUGAUAGAGUAGAAGCAGAUUUGAAGCAAAAGUUACGACGCGCCGAACUUGCUGAACGGCAAGCCAACGAGAAGGUGAAGCAGGUGGCUGCUAUCGAGAAGCAGGCAGAUGAGCUGCGUGUAGAUCGAGAGAACGCUAGUGAGACUAUCAGGACUCUGACGGUACAGCUCAAGGAGUCUAGGGCGCAGGCAGAUCGAGCGGAGAAGGAGGUCAACAGCAAAGCGGCACAAGCAGAUCGAGAGCGUAUAGCUACCCUGGAGAACGACCUGGAAGACGCACAGAUCGAGAAGAAGCUAGCGGGAGAUCGUGCUGGUAAUGAGCUCAAGAGUGUGCAAGCAGAGUUGGCGAGGCAGAAGGAGCGCUUUGACGCUCGGGAGACCGAGAUGAGAAACGAGGUCUCGAGUCUUGAGUCGAGGCUUGAAGCUACUCGAGCAGUGGCGGAAGAAGCAACUUCAGAUGUGGGUAAUCCUGAGAGUAAUGUCAAGCUCUUGAGGCAAAUUGAGACACUACAGAACCAGUACAGCCAAGCCAAGGCGAAUUGGGAGACGAUUGAGAACAGUCUGAAUGCACGAGUGUCCACGUUCGAACGAGAACGUGAUGAAGCUAGUAGACGUGAGGUCGAAGUCAGGAAGAAAGCUCGGGAUGCUACAGCCUCGAGACGGAGUGCUGAGGAACAUGCUGAGCGGCUGCAGGAGCAAAUUCGUGAGGCUGAGCAGACUUUGCACGCCCAACGAGAAGAGAUCGACAAGCUGCAGGUGCGCCUUGAGACGUCAGAGCGAACGUUGGGCAGUGCCAAAGCAGAUGCAGAGCGUCAGCGCAAAGUCUGGGAUGUAGAGCUGUCGCAACGAUUAGAGGAAGAAAGGUCGAAGUGGCAGCGCAGCAAGCCAUCACCUAGCAUGCGCAACGAUUCGACUGCCAACUCGAGCCGCAAGGCUUCUGUGGCCGAAAUGGUCGGCUCUCCCAAUGGGCAACGGAGAGCCAUCAAUCGCGUGACAUCCUCCAAUCUUGCCGACCUUCGCACGCACGCCGAAACGCAACGCCCGGUGUCCCGCCGCAGCUCAGCGAUGCCAACGCCUGUGUCAGCGCGGCAAGAACACCAUGAUCGCUCAUCAGAGGCUUCGCCCUCUAUCAGCCGGCAAGAAAGCACACUCAGCCUCGAUACACCUGACAUGCCACCAACACCAUCCAUCGAAGUCGAUCAGCCGGACUUUGACGACGCCUCCCACUCGCCACAGCGCACGAUCAAUGACCUAGUCAGCACAUCCACAGCCGCGGCAGGUCCCUCAGUCCAACUCAUCGAACGCAUGAGCGCAGCUGUACGGCGCCUCGAGAGCGAGAAAGCCACUUUCAAGGACGAAAUCUCACGAUUAUCUAGACAGAGAGAUGAGGCUAGAGAUGAAGUCGUGGAACUCAUGCGUGAGGUCGAUGGCAAUAGGACCAAGGAAACAGCUGCACAAGAUGUCGAGCAAACGAAGCAACGCUACGAAGCCAGCCUCGAGAUGCUAGGCGAGAGGGAGGAAGAAGUGCAGGAGCUGAAACAGGAUAUGGCUGAGAUGAAGAGGAUGUAUCGGGAACUUGUCGAGCAGAAAUUGCCUGCUUCAUAG
Molecule: messenger RNA, 2622 nt
Organism: Recurvomyces mirabilis
Lineage: Eukaryota; Fungi; Ascomycota; Dothideomycetes; Mycosphaerellales; Teratosphaeriaceae
Exons: 1
Coding region: 1-2622 (873 amino acids)
Cellular component (GO): endoplasmic reticulum; Golgi apparatus
Source: RefSeq, a predicted model, not a curated record